Molecule: messenger RNA, 1467 nt
Organism: Anas platyrhynchos (mallard)
Lineage: Eukaryota; Metazoa; Chordata; Aves; Anseriformes; Anatidae
Gene: MFAP5
Product: microfibril associated protein 5
Biological process (GO): embryonic eye morphogenesis
Cellular component (GO): microfibril
Source: RefSeq, a predicted model, not a curated record
UUUCCACUUCUUCCCAAAAUUGUAUUUUGAAGACAACCCAAAGUAGAGCAUGUUCUGGGUGUGGCUGCAUGUGAUUUACCCAGUAGCCAAAGUGGGGGGAACCGCUGAAGGGGAAAGGCAGAGCGUCUGCUGCUGAAACAAGUGGAGACCGAGGGCAGCAGGAUGAAGACCUCUGGAGCCUGUACGCUGUUGUGUCUCUUAGCUUUCUUCUUGUCCCCAGCCGACUGGUUUCCACGGGCCGUCAAUGGGCAAGAACCGGACAGUGUAACUGGUGAAGUUCAAACUGACUCUUUCAUCAGCACACCUGCUGCAGCUGUAACACCACCUGUUCUUCUUAGUCCUGUUCAGUCUGACAGUGAAACCACAACAGCUUCAUCAGAUUGUCGUGAAGAGCAGUUCCCUUGUACACGCCUGUACUCUGUUCACAAGCCUGUGAAGCAGUGUAUCAGCUACCUCUGUGUUACAAGCGUGCGGCGCAUGUACAUAAUAAACAAGGAGGUGUGCUCCCGCAUUGUCUGCAAAGAGAACGAGGUCAUGCAAGAUGAGAUCUGCCGCCAGCUGGCUGGCCUUCCUUCUCGACGUCUCCGCCGAUCGGGGCAAUUCGCACAUCUCCCCUGCAGACAGCUCCUGGAGCAGCAGCAGAGAAGCCCUGGUGCUCUGUAAGCUACCAGCAGUAGAAGAGAAAAAGGAAGGGAGAGAAGAGAAAUCAUCAUCUGCCACCUACAACCCAAGAGAAGUCCUUCUUGCUUGUUGUGAUUCCCCCACCAUUUCCUUACUUCUCUGCAUUCUCCCACAUCCUCUUCUUCAGGUGCUGCAGCACACAGAGUCCCUGUCUGCUACCCUGUCGUCGUGGCUGCUCUUAUCCUCUAUCUGUUGCUGAGGAUGUGGGAUGCUCCCCUUCUCUUUCAGAUUCUGUUCAGCAGGCCAUGAUCUGCUCAUUUCCCAGAGGUCCUUAUAACUGUGCUGCAUCUUCUCUUCUUUGCCCCUGCAGAGAAACCUGAAUGAGACAGGAUGUAAUCCUCUCCUAUGGCAGAGAUGCCCUAGGCUGUCUCAUGUGAAGGAGUGCAAACCCUGAUGCCCUAGACUUUACGCCUUUGCCUAGGUUUCUUGCAUGGCAUCAGUGUGAGUUCUGAUACACUUGCUCGGCCUGUGCUUCUCCAGUCCUGCUCAGCCACUGAGUUUGCUCUGUGAUAGCACAGACUCCCUCUGUCUGCUGGACUCAGAGAAGUGACAGGACAGGGAGAUGAGCUGUCCUCAACCCAAGACAAACCUCAUUGUCCCUGUAUGGCAGCAGAUCAUUUAUAACUACCUCUGGGAAGUUCUUUCAAGCCCAUUGCCUCCCUCAUACACAAAUGCUACCAAAACGAAGAACUCUGGAUUUAGUACGGCAUUAUAUUUUUCUCAAGAAGAUCAUGUUGGAUCAGAGGAGAUCUCUCCUCUCCUCUCCUCUCCUCUCCUCUCCUCUCC